Molecule: messenger RNA, 3233 nt
Organism: Tarenaya hassleriana
Lineage: Eukaryota; Viridiplantae; Streptophyta; Magnoliopsida; Brassicales; Cleomaceae
Product: ATPase 2, plasma membrane-type
Exons: 16
Coding region: 128-2974 (948 amino acids)
Biological process (GO): proton export across plasma membrane; regulation of intracellular pH
Cellular component (GO): plasma membrane
Molecular function (GO): P-type proton-exporting transporter activity; ATP binding; ATP hydrolysis activity
Source: RefSeq, a predicted model, not a curated record
CAACAGAGACUCCCUUCACCCUCUUCUCUCUCUCUCUCUCUGGGGUAUGAUCGAGUGCUGAAACGGCGGAGAGACCUGUCGUUUUGGGUGUGCUUUCGCCGGCUGUGGUUCGCUGAAGGAGGGCGAGAUGUCGAGUCUCGAGGAUAUCAAGAACGAGACCGUUGAUUUGGAAAAAAUCCCGAUCGAGGAAGUCUUCCAACAGCUAAAAUGUUCCAGGGAAGGUUUGUCAUCGCGGGAAGGAGAAGAAAGGCUUCAAAUCUUUGGCCCCAACAAGCUGGAAGAGAAAAAGGAAAGCAAAAUCCUGAAGUUCCUUGGUUUCAUGUGGAAUCCCCUUUCAUGGGUCAUGGAAGCUGCUGCCAUCAUGGCCAUUGCUUUGGCCAAUGGUGAUGGUAAGCCGCCGGACUGGCAAGACUUUGUCGGUAUCAUCUGUUUGCUGGUUAUCAACUCAACCAUCAGUUUUAUUGAGGAAAACAAUGCUGGUAAUGCCGCUGCUGCUCUCAUGGCCGGUCUUGCUCCUAAAACCAAGGUGCUUAGGGAUGGAAAAUGGAGUGAACAGGAAGCUGCUAUUCUUGUUCCGGGAGAUAUCGUCAGCAUCAAGCUGGGAGACAUUAUCCCGGCCGAUGCCCGUCUUCUUGAGGGUGAUCCCUUGAAGGUGGACCAGUCUGCUCUAACUGGAGAAUCACUUCCUGUCACCAAACACCCGGGUGAUGAAGUUUUCUCAGGUUCGACCUGCAAACAGGGAGAAAUCGAGGCCGUUGUUAUUGCCACUGGUGUUCACACCUUCUUCGGUAAAGCUGCCCACCUUGUGGACAGCACUAACAAUGUCGGGCACUUCCAGAUGGUCCUUACAGCCAUUGGGAAUUUCUGUAUCUGUUCUAUUGCUGUGGGAAUGGUGAUCGAGAUCAUUGUCAUGUACCCGAUCCAGCACAGGAAAUACAGAGAUGGAAUCGAUAACCUUUUGGUCCUCUUGAUCGGUGGUAUCCCCAUCGCCAUGCCUACUGUGUUGUCUGUCACCAUGGCUAUUGGGUCCCACAGGUUGUCUCAGCAAGGUGCCAUUACCAAGCGUAUGACCGCCAUUGAGGAGAUGGCCGGAAUGGAUGUCCUCUGCAGUGACAAAACCGGGACACUUACCCUCAACAAGUUGAGUGUUGACAAAAACUUGAUCGAGGUUUUUGCAAAGGGUGUGGAGAAAGAUCAAGUCCUCUUAUUUGCGGCAAGGGCCUCUAGAGUAGAGAACCAAGAUGCCAUUGAUGCAGCCAUGGUCGGAAUGCUUGCUGAUCCAAAAGAGGCACGAGCCGGGAUCAGGGAGGUUCACUUCCUUCCGUUUAAUCCUGUGGACAAGAGAACUGCUUUGACUUACAUCGAUUCUGAUGGUAACUGGCACAGGGUCAGCAAGGGUGCUCCCGAGCAGAUCCUUGAUCUUUCCAAAGCCAGGGAUGACCUUAGGAAGAAGGUGCAUGCUGUUAUUGACAAAUACGCUGAGCGUGGGCUUAGGUCAUUGGCAGUUGCUCGUCAGGUGGUGCCAGAGAAAACAAAGGAAAGCCCUGGUGGUCCAUGGGAAUUUGUUGGCUUGUUGCCUCUUUUCGACCCUCCAAGACAUGACAGUGCAGAAACCAUCAGGAGAGCUCUGAAUCUCGGUGUUAAUGUCAAGAUGAUCACUGGUGACCAGCUUGCCAUUGGUAAGGAAACUGGUCGUAGGCUCGGAAUGGGAACCAACAUGUAUCCAUCUGCUACUUUGCUCGGUCAGGACAAGGACUCUAACAUUGCAUCCAUUCCCGUCGAGGAGUUGAUCGAGAAAGCUGAUGGGUUUGCUGGCGUCUUCCCAGAGCACAAAUACGAAAUCGUGAAGAAGCUGCAGGAGAGGAAGCACAUUGUUGGGAUGACGGGUGAUGGUGUAAAUGAUGCUCCUGCUCUAAAGAAGGCAGAUAUCGGUAUUGCUGUUGCUGAUGCCACAGACGCGGCCCGGGGUGCUUCGGAUAUUGUUCUCACCGAACCCGGUUUGAGCGUUAUUAUCAGUGCCGUUCUCACUAGCCGGGCCAUUUUCCAGAGAAUGAAGAACUAUACCAUUUACGCUGUCUCAAUUACUAUCCGUAUUGUGUUUGGUUUCAUGCUUAUUGCUCUCAUAUGGAAAUUUGAUUUCUCAGCAUUCAUGGUUCUGAUCAUUGCAAUUCUUAACGACGGUACCAUCAUGACUAUCUCGAAAGACAGAGUCAAGCCAUCUCCCACACCCGAUAGCUGGAAACUCAAAGAGAUUUUCGCUACCGGAGUUGUGCUCGGAGGCUACUUGGCUAUCAUGACCGUCAUUUUCUUCUGGGUGAUGUACAAGACCGAUUUCUUUUCGGACAAAUUCGGUGUGAGGUCUAUCAGGAACAGCCCGGAUGAGGUAAUGGCCGCUUUGUAUCUACAAGUUAGUAUUAUCAGUCAAGCUCUAAUCUUUGUCACGAGGUCGAGGAGUUGGUCGUUUUUGGAACGUCCCGGGCUGUUACUGGUGACUGCCUUUCUUAUUGCACAAUUGAUUGCAACUUUCAUCGCGGUGUAUGCCGACUGGGGAUUUGCUAAGAUUAAGGGCAUCGGAUGGGGAUGGGCCGGUGUGAUCUGGCUAUAUUCUCUGGUGACAUAUUUCCCAUUGGACGUCAUGAAAUUCGCCAUCCGAUAUAUCUUGAGUGGAAAAGCCUGGACCAACUUGUUCGAGAACAAGACCGCUUUCACGACGAAGAAAGAUUACGGUAAAGAAGAGAGAGAGGCUCAAUGGGCGCUGGCGCAAAGGACAUUGCACGGUCUUCAACCAAAAGAGCAGGUUAACAUCUUCCCCGAGAAAGGAAGCUACAGAGAAUUGUCAGAGAUAGCAGAGCAAGCCAAGAGAAGAGCCGAGAUUGCGAGGCUUAGGGAGCUGCAUACACUAAAGGGUCAUGUGGAAUCAGUGGUGAAGCUGAAGGGACUGGACAUUGACACUCCUGGACAUUACACCGUUUAGACAAGAAGGAUGACCCUUGUUCUCUUCUUCUUCUUCUUCUUAAUCUCUAAGGUUAUAUGAUCGGAAGAGAACUUUGUUCAUUGCCAUAACUCUUCCAAACCUCUCUUGCCUUUGAAGAAAACGGAGGAUGUCUCUGCUGUGUUUUGACUCACUCUUCUUAGCUCUUAUUCGAUGAGCCAUUGUAAUUUUUGCACUCUUCACAAGUCUUUUUACAUGCAAUAACAUGAUGAUGAUGAUGAUGAUGAUGCUUUUGGGUGAA